CACUAGUCCACGGUAAGGAUCUCCCUCACAGGUUUUAGGUUUUUCUUAUUGCUUUCUUAACAUGAUACAAACAUGUAACUGGAUACUUAUAGUAUCUCAAUUACCCUAGCAACCCGACCUAGGGUAAGUUACAAAUAUGUUACUCGAUGCAACAACCUUAGUCAACACAUAUGCUGGUUGUUCAUCUGUUCUCAACUAUCGCAGCUGAACUGCACUUUCUGCUACAAGCUGGCGAAUGUAGUGGACAUGGUCUUCAAUAUGCUUAGUCCGAUCAUGUAACACAUGAUUAAUUGAAAUUUAAAUUGCGCUCGUGUUGUCUCCAUUUAUCACCAUCAGACCUUGACAUUCAAUCCCCAACUCUUCGAACAGCCUGUGUAACCAAACCAUUUAUGAGCUUACUUCUAACAUCAAAUGAUAUUCAUCUUCUCUUGAGGAUUUCGAGACUCUAUCUUGCUUCCUGCACCUCCAUGAGACAAAAGCAUUUCCAAACUCAAUGCACCAUCCUGAAGUUGAUCGUCUCAUGUCAAGAUAUCCUACAUAAUCUGCAUCUGCAAAGGCUUCUAUUUUUUACUCUCCCUCUGCGCGAAAAAACACACCCACGUCACUCGUGUGCUUAAGAUACCGAAGAAGCCUGUUCACUGCAUCCAAAUGAGUUGUCUAUGCUACUCCCAAAAAAUGGCUUACUACCUGUAUGGCAUAUGAGAUAUUUGGUCUAGUGUGAGUGAGGUAAAUUAGGUUUCCUACAACACUCCGAUAAAACGAUUGGUCUUCCAACAAAUCCCCAUCAUCCUUACUCAAUUUUAGGUUUUUUUCCAUUAGUGUGGAACAUGGCCUGCAGGCUUCAAAUUGUGAGAAAGAGAGCAAGUCGGAGAUGUAUUUCUUUUGGCAAACAAAUAGUCCUCCUGAUGUGCGACUAACCUCUAUCCCUAGAAAAUAGCCUACCUCCCCAAGUUCCUUAAGAUGGAACGCUUGAUGAAGGGUUCUGAUUAAUUCCUUUAUGUCAUCAUGAUCAUCUCCAGUUACAAUUAUAUCAUCAACGUAUAGCAGAAGUGCGAUGAUGCCUUGCACAGUUUUCCGAAUAAACAAUGAUGGAUCACUGUGACUCUGUUGGAACCCAGCCUGCAAAAUAGUUCCAUGGAACUUCUCAAACCAAGCAUGAGGAGCUUGUUUUAAAUCGUACAAGGAUCAAACCAGAUUGCACACCAUAUUAGGUCCAGCUUUCUUGUACCCUGGAGGCUCCAUGUAGAUAGUAUCUUUUAGAUCACCGUGAAGAAAAGCAUCCUUCACGUCGAACUGUUUCAACGACCAUCCUCUCAUUGCUGCAAUGGCAAAAAGACUUCGAACUGUCGACAAUUUAGCAAUGGACUGAACGUCUAAUCGUAGUCAAUCCCGAAUUCCUCGUGAAAUCCUUGAGCAACUACUCGUGCUUUGAUGUGCUCCCGAGUGCCAUCUGGCUUUAUCUUUACAUCAUAUACCCACUUUGACCCUAUGACCGACAUCUCUGGCAUUCUGGUAACUAAGUCCCAAGUGUGAUUUUAUUCUAGUGUGUUAGUCUCCACCUACAUUCCCGCCUCACACUUCUCAUCACCCUUGGAAAAAUGAUAAUGAGAUGGAAUAGGUAUGGUCUCAGUUGAAUAUCCAGCAUAGUCGAGCAACUUGAUAGGAACCACUCCCUUAUUGACACGAUCGGACCGGCGAGGUAGGCGGAGGAAUCGAUGGUGGACUUGCAGAGAGAUCACCUUCAUCUCCCCCCUAACUCCGCUGAAGUUCGUUUUCCCAUCCCCGACGACAAGCUGGAACUAGCAGUUGAUGCGGGACUUGCAGAGUACAAAUGGAGCGACAAGGGUGAGGCAGAACCACUCGAAGAUGAAGUCGAACUGGAUAAAGAACCGGAUGAGGAGCUCGAACUGGAGCUGGUGUGAAGUGACGGAGUGAGAGGCGGCAAAUUCCCACCGGAAUCAUCAUCAUGGCUUGAUGGACCAGCCUGGGGCGGGUUACCACCAGCAGGAACAUCUGGUGUUUAGUCAAAGGAGAUAGAGGAAGAAAAUUCAAAGAGACUGGCGAGUUAUCUUUGGCCAGAGAAUAAUGCAUAACCUGCUCAAGAAAAGUGACAUGAUAAG
Molecule: messenger RNA, 2120 nt
Organism: Linum trigynum
Lineage: Eukaryota; Viridiplantae; Streptophyta; Magnoliopsida; Malpighiales; Linaceae
Source: the annotation of a GenBank genome assembly